Messenger RNA from Owenia fusiformis, 2827 nucleotides. NCBI's taxonomy places the organism in Eukaryota, Metazoa, Annelida, Polychaeta, Sabellida, Oweniidae. The record is from the annotation of a GenBank genome assembly.
GGAGAGUAUAGAUUUUAGGCAGACUUAUUUGUGAUUUCAUGUUAUAGUGAAUACAAUUUGUAUGGCAAUAAUAUAUUAUGUGCAAAUCUUCCUGCCCAUGAAACUCCAGACUAUACUCAUUACACAGAAAUGUUACAAGAGACCGUAAUUACAGAAAUGCAGAGACAUAUAAAACAUUUUAUAUGUCUCUGAGAAAUGGAAGCACAAAUAACUAAAGAUACCGAAGCUUGCAAACUUGAAACUGAAUAUUGAGAAUUUAGGUUCAGAUACAAGAAUUUGAUAUCUAAUGCCAACCCCAAUCCCUCAUGUCACAGAUCUCUACGACAAAUCGAAUACAGCGAGUAGAUAACUUUGUCAGAAAGAAGGGGUCUUUGAAAAGUGGGUCAUAUCCGGGGCCUUUCUCUCUCAUCAUGGCGGACGACCUAACGGAAUCAGAACUCCGUCGUGAAUUAACAGCAUUUGGAGUGAGUGGAAUUGGUCCUAUCACCGCAACAACACGCGCACUUUGGGAAAGAAAGCUCAACAAUCUCCGUGCAAGUUCUAAGAAGUCUGAUCGUAGCUCUCGGACAGCAUUGUCAGCUCGCAAAGCUGUCGGUUUUAGCUCGGACGAAAGUGAUCAAGAAUUUUCGCCCAGUAGCCAAAGUCGGAGACAAGUAAACAAUAAAAGAAAGUCCAUCAGUACUAGUAAAUCUAACAAAUUGGGCAAUGAUAAAUCACCAUUGAUUAUUCCACCUAUUGCUGGCAGACAGCCUCUUAGAUCUAGGCAUCGAGGUCGACAGACAAAAGAGGAAAAGACUGUAUCAGACUUUCCUGUCAAAACAAAGCCCUCCACUUUUAGUACUGUAACAGCUACAAGAAAAGAUGAAGAUGAAUUCAGUUCAUCAGACUCAGAUAUAGAAAAUGUUUCCACUGCAGCUGCAGCAACUAACACAUCUUCAAGUUUAGAAACAAGCUAUAGAAUGGAUGCUACUUUAGAUGAACGCUCUACGCCUGAUUCUUUUACAUCCUCUAGAUUUCGCAGCAAUGUUGGUAAACGUUCAACCCCAUCAACGUCAAAAAUGUUUGUACAAAACAAUCAACAUAAUGGUCCCCCAUAUGGCUUCAAUACAAUGAACCGUGCUAAUGAUAAUAAUAUCAAAGUACAGAGGACCGCCAAUACAUCAGCUUACAAGGAUAUCCUAAGCAAUAGCAUUUCAAUAAAUCCCAAACCUAUUUCUCCAUUUGGGAACCAUGUAAAACCUAAUGAGGAAUUAAUGAGUGAAGAUACAAUAAUUAAAAAGGGAUUUAAAACAAAAGAUGAUCCUGAGUCCUAUCGCAGAUCUCAAUAUAUAUCUAAAGCAGUAGUGAUAUUAGGAAUUCUAUUCUUUGUUUGCGUAAGCGGAAUCUACAUCGCUAUGAAAGCGACCCUACCCUAUGAGGGAAGUGAGAAUGAUAAUGUGCCUAUAUGCGGUGAGAAUGGUCUAACAUAUGGCAAAAAUACAGAUUUCUGUAUUCAGCCUGAGGAUGUAGAAAGUGUGUUAUACUGGACAAAUGAACUAUACUUGGAACUGAGCAUUAUAGCAGGUAACAAGCAAUGUGGCUACUCACACAAAAGUGCAAUGACGAAACCAGAAUUUCAGGCAUUCUUAAAGAAACAAGGCCUGAAGGAAGAUGAAGAGAAAAUGUCCCAAUAUCUACUUGAACUUUUGAAGAAAAAUCCACAUUGGAAUAUGAGAGUGGAGACAAAGGGAUCUGAUCUGGUAGAGCUUGAAUCCAUGGUGCCCUACAUGUCCAUAUUUUGCCGUAUACAUAAAGCAUUCUCUAAAGUCCUCUACUGGAUUUUAGCUGCAUUAGCAAUUGUGUUAUUCACAUGGCUGGGAGUUCUCUAUAUGAGAUAUAGAUGGCGUCGUCAAGAAAAUGAGCUCCGAGAAGUCUAUUCAAUGAUAGACAGAAUUAUGGAUGUACUAAAACAGCACCAUGAUGCCAGCCAAGCUAACAAAGAGUUGGGUCUGGAACCAACCCUAGCUAUCUUACAUGUUAGAGACAUGCUGAUCUCACAUAAAGAAAGAAGACAUAUGCAACCAAUUUGGGACAAGGCAGUCGCAUUUCUGGCAGAAAAUGAGUCGCGAGUGCGUGUUGAAACACAAAUGAUCUCUGGGGAAGAAUAUGAAGUCUGGCGUUGGCUCCAGGCUUACACCAAUGGCAGCAAGAACUAUAAAUGGCAGGGUCCUGCAUUUGGUUCCAACUCUGAAUCUGGUGCUAAUCCACUGUCCUAUAAUCUUACACCUUGUUUAAAGAUAAGGAACAUGUUUGAUGCAUCAAUUGAAUAUGAAGAUAACUGGCACAUUCGAAUCCAGGAUGCUAUUCUGGACAAGUGUGAACAAAACAAAUGUGACAUCGUACAUAUAGCUGUGGACAAAACAUCUAAAGAGGGGUGUGUUUACUUGAAGUGCCGUACUGCAGAAUCAGCUGGAAAUGCAUAUAAGCUCUUACAUGGCUGGUGGUUUGAUGGAAAUUUGGUAACUGUGAAAUAUUUGCGAGAGGAACGCUAUCAUGAACGUUUCCCUGAUGCUAAGUCCUCUGCAGCCAAUUUGAACCCUUCAAAUAACAAAAAACUGUCCAUGCAGCAGCCUUAUUUCAAAUCAGCGCUAGAAAUGUCUUAAUUAGUUCAGCAGGAAUGAUGAUUUGUAGCAUAUACAGGACUGCUGUUUCCAGCAAGGUGUCUUCUAUUAGUUCAGUGUGUGAAUGAAUGGAUGGAUGGGGACAUGCAGUUUAGCAUCAGGAUUCAUCCUUUUUAAUAUGUAGAGGUCGUGUUAAAACAGACAAUAGUGGAGAAGUAUAGAAUCAG